AUGGACGACUCCGAGGUUUUUCUGCGUGCGCUGCUUCGGCAGCACCACGGGCAAGAGGCUGGCUGCAGCCUGCCGCAGCUGGCGGCCUCGGCGCAGCCCCAGCCGUGGCAGCUGCCCACGCGGCAGUUGCAAAGCUCGCUCGGCCGAGAACAUCGUCCGCAGUUUUCUGCGGCAACCUCGAACCCCAGUCUGUUGAAUGCAGCUGCCGGGCGUUUGGCCUCCGGCGCUGCCGCGGAGCCGCGGGCGGUUGCCGAGGGGAUGGAGUCGCUCGCGCAGCCAGCGCGGCCUGGCGUGACCCCCGGCGCCGCCGCGUGGCGUCCCCCGCCGCGGCCUGGGGAUCUUCCGACCGUGCUGUCGUCGUCAACGCAUCUGCUAAGUGCGACAGACUGGCCUCAGGGGAAGGCGACUGCCUCGAACCCGCUUCUGGCGUCGCUCCUUCUCGCGCAGCACCGCGCGGCUUCGCCCCCGACCCCCGGACCACUCCCGCCCCAUGGCCAUUCUGCGUGGGCGCGAGUCAGAGCCUUGGGUACCCUAGAACGUCCUGCCUUCCCGUCUCCGGCUGCUGAGCGCCUCGGCAGUCUCACAGCAGCGGACGCGGCAGGCAAAGGCGCUGUGCGUUCUGCCGAGGGCGAGUUGAAGCAUGCCGGAGCUGGAGCGGCCCCCCCGCUAGCAAGCGCAGUCCCAUUCGGUGCCGAAACUCCUGCGCCGUUUACGGGGACCCCUACGAACCCAAGGAGCGCUCUGCCAGGUCUUCUUGCCAGCAUGGAACAACCCGGCACACGCGGGACGCCUGCAGGCCUCACUCCUGCGCAGCGGCAGAAUCUCGCUCAGCUGAUUCUUCUGCAAGAGCCUCUACGGCAGGCCAGCGGCUUGCCGCCUGCUGGGGGUAUCUUAAAGCCUCUGGCGGCACUUCAGCAGCGUCCGGAUCAGGCUCGGAGGGCGCCCAGCGAGUCGACUGCGACUGGCCUCAACCAGGGGUUGUCCCCGGGGCGGGUGUCCCCGCCGCUGACGCCGUUCGCCAGAGAACAACAGAAAGGAGGAGAUCCGCAGCAUGUUCCUCUCCCAGGGCUGGCAAAGGGCGACGACCUCGGGACAGGUUUGACGGUCGCUGAGUUCGCCUCUCGGCAGUGGCAGCUAGCCAUUCUGCAGCAUCGCCUUCUCUUGGCCACGCAGGCGCUGCAGAAGAUUAAUUUUGCAGGACUGCAUUCAAACCUGUGGCGUCAACAGCCUCCGGCACUGAGUAGAAUUUCAAGUGUCGCGGGUCAACCCACGAAACAAGGCGGCCUUUUAGGUGACCCGGAGGUAUUCUCGGCUGCGGCUGUGGCGAGUCUCCCCAGUGAAGGGCGUGCGUCUCCGCCGCUGUCGAAGCAGAGGAAGGCUGGCAAGGCGAAGACGCUCAGGGAGCAGCCCAGAGUCGGCGGGGGAGACUCGAGAGAAGCGGAGCUCAACAUCCGCGGAGGCGCGUCGGAGAUCGAGAGCCCGCUGCGCGCGCAGAUUUCGGCGCGCGCCGUCGCUUCCAAGCCGGCGAAACGAUCAGCCCCUCCCGUGUCCCUUGCGAAGAGAAAGCGACAGAGACAUGCCCUGGAAGUCUCCGAGCCCAUGCCUGCGCGAUCUCCCCCGCCAGAGAAGGAGGCUGCAGACUCAGCGGCGACAGCGGCCGCGGUUGCAGCGGCGGUCGCAGCGGCGGUCGCAGAGGCGUCAGCUGUGUCUCCGUCAGGCGAUGCCGAUUAUGGAGAUUUCGCGGGUUGGGUGCGGCGGUCAAUGCGGCCCUUGCGUCCUUCCUUUCGAGUUCAGUGUGAGGACUGCGGGGAGCGAACGAGUCACUGUCAGUGCCGCGCACGGGCCUCGCUGGCAGCUAAGGGCCAAAAGACCCGCCGGCGGGAGCCCUCGGCGGGAGGGUUCGCGGGCUGGAAGGCGUCGGUGGAUGCUGCUAACGCAGAGCAGUCAGAAGAAUGCGCUGAAGUGGAGGUGAUGAACCUGCUGAACAAAGCCAAGACAAGGCACACCGCAGUGACCUCGGAGGGCGCGCAGCGCUUCCCGGGCAGCGGGGACGGCGCGGGCCAAGACAAAGCCGAAGAAGAGCAAGGCUGUGACUCGGGCUGUUCCCCGUCUGCAUCGUCCUGGAGCACCGGCGUCGGCGCGCGGGCGUCGUUUUCAACGGCCUGCAGCACGUUGCCUUCUUUCUCGAGGGAGGUGGGGCCCGAGGGAAGCAGCGAAUGCGAUUCGCCGCCCUUGGUAAACGCGUCUACAGUUCGGCACCAGGCGGCGGCAGCCGAACCCCUACAUGGUCACGGCUCGCGCUGCGGAGACUCUCGGGAACGAACUGAGGCGAACGGGCGCACGACGACUCUCUCAGCAGCCAAGCGAACAGGGCGGCGUCUUGCGAAGUCGGGGCGAACGGUCGAUGCGGCGCGUGGGGACUGCCGCACGACGGCGAAGAAAGCCGGUGACGGCAAAGGGAAGCAGGCGUGGAAGGUGGAGAGCAGACUGGUCGCGCGUGCAAAGAGGGAAAGUCUAAGCUUGGCGGAGGCUCCAGGCGACAAGGCAGUCGUUCGCGUGAAGCCCAGCCAUACGCCCGAGAAGGGGGGAGCUGAGACCUCCGGUCGACCUCGGCAGGGGACCAGAGAGGAAGACGCUGAAGAGAAUGAGCACUGCGUGCGUCUCUUUUCUCCGUUCUUCGCCGACCUCCGAGGCAUCGGAGACUUCCGCAGGCUCCAGGUUCACGCACAGGCUCCCACAGAAGGCGGCAAAGAGGACAGCCGGGCGGCUCGCGCCGUCGGCGAUUCCUCCGCCGCAGACGGCCCCGCGGCGAGGGCGAGCCCGCCGGCGGUUCCCGCGCUGCUGUGGGGAAGCUGGAAACCGCGGUGUGCGCUGGAGGAAGAGGAGGAGAAGGAGGUGCGUCUUGACACGCUGACCGAGGCGUAUCACAAAGCUGUCCGCGUCACCUGCCAGCAGGGCGCUUUUCUCCUCACGGCCGUCGGGUCGCGGGCCUUAGCAGCUGCCGCUGCCGUCGCGGGGGCGACGAAGACCCUCGACGACGCGGAGGAGGAGUCGCGCGAGAAGGAGAAGGGAAAACCGGCGGGGGUUCGCUGUGUCCUCCUUUCUCGGGAUUUCCCAGCCAUCGAGCAGCCCUUCUCUCGACGUCAACAAGCGCACUGUGCCCGCGGUGACGCUUUAAGUCAGGCUGUGGCGGAGGGAGGGACAGUGAGCGAGAAGGUGAAGGCGAAGAAAGAGAGGCACGGCGAGGACAGCGACACAAACGCGGACGCCUGCAGAGGGAGCGACAGCGAAAGUGCGAAGCGCCCAGCUGGCGAGGGCGCUGCAGUCGCCUGCGAGGCGCAGCCGGAGAGCCGCACGCAUGUGAAGCCCGACGCAUGCAGAGAAGCGGAAAAUGCAGACGAAACGGAGACGGGCGAAGCAGAAGAAAGGGACAGCGCAGACCAGGAGCGUGCGGGAUUGCCGAGGUCUUCUAAGGAUACCUCGAGUGCGAGGCAGACAGCAGACGAGAAGACUACCCCCUUGGGAUAUGGCGACGAAGAUGCAGAUGCCGACCGACAGACGCCUUCCAUGUGUCUGGACUCAGGGAUAGAGACGAACCUGUACCAGGCGCUGUCGCAGGACGCCUUCUGCAUGGUGACCGCUGAGCGCCAAACUGACAGUGCCCAGGAUCUCCUGUCGUCUCCUGCAGAAGAUGAAGAGCUGGAGACCCCUUGCGGCCUUGCGUUCUGCCGACUUCCUGCCCUGUCGGAGCUGGAAGGUCCCAGUCCCUCGCCGUCGCUUUCUCCUCGCUCAACCUCGCCGUCACCUACCGCGACUGCGAGUUCACCUCGCCCACACGCGGCGCUGCUGGCUCUGUCGUGGUGCGUCCAGGUGUCUGUCAACCGCGAAACGUUGAAGGCGCUUCUGAUGGCCGCGGGGUGCUCGCUCUUUGCGUGCUCAUCUUUCGAGGGAUUCUUUUUUUUCAGACCCGGCAAGCUGCCGUCUGCGCGGGCCGCUUCGCGCGACCGCGCGUUUUCGUCUCUCGCCGCCUGCUCCGUUCCAUCUUCCGGGAAAGCGGAGUUCGAAGAGUCUCCAGAAGACCGCGCAGAGAGGGCGAACCUGCUGGCCGCGAAUGAGCACGCUCUGCACGUCUGCGGAGCUCUCUGGUCGAUGCUGAAAGAGUGCGGCGGCGUGUCAUGCUCGGCGCCCCUGCCCAAGAAGCACCGCGACGCCUUUCUGCGUCUGAGAGAAGCUGCGCGCGCUUUCUGUAGACGGUCUUUCCCGCAUUCGGAGUCUGGCUCUUCCUCCUCAUCCCCCCCGUCUUCCUCUCUGCCGCCAUUCCCCUCUUUGUCGUCCUCUCGAGUGCCUCUCUCUCUCUCUCUUGCGGCGGCAGCGUCCUGCCAGGCAAUGGCUAGCGCGGUCGCGCUCUCGCUUGGUGCUGAGGGCAAGUGGCUCUACGUGUCCCGCGAGGCGUGGAUUCAACGUCUCCUCGCUUCUUGUCAAAUUUCGAAGCUCCACUUCUCACCCGGAAUCGUGCACACUUCAAUUCGAACCUGUCAGCUUGUGCGCGACGGCGUGGAGCUGCUUUCCAGCGUGAUUGACGCAGACGGUCUCGGCUCGCUGCGUGUCGAGAUUCUUCACCACUUUCGCCUCCUCAUGGAUCGCGUCCUCGCCAUCUAUCCGCACUGGCCGACAGUCCCGCCUGCGUCUUCUCUGUUCAAAUACAACGGGAUCGCCUGCAGGAACUCGCCGCUGCGCGUCGAUGUGAAUCUGUCAGAGCCUCACUGGGAGUGGGCUGACGGCGAACUGCGUCGCUUGCACCUUCGGCUGCAGCAGCGCGUCUUGCAUCUCACCCGCGUCGCUGGAGCUCACAUUGGCAGGCGGUUCGGAAGCUGGCGCAGGCCUUCCUCCGCUGCCUCUGGCGCGGCCGCGGCCUCGGCUCCUUCUUCGCCUGCCGCUUCGCCUUCUCCGCGCGGGUCUCCGCCGCAGCCGCCGGCUCGUCGGGUCGGCCUUUUCGACACGCGGCAGGAGUCCGUGCAGGGCGUGGGGGGCCGAGGGCAGACCCUCAAUCAAGACGGGGAAGAAACAGAACGAGACGGCGAGCAAACCGCAGAGGAGGAAGAGGAGGGGGGCGUCAGAGAGGGCGUGUGGCGGGCGAUCACCUUUGGGUACAUCAUCUCCAUUGGGCCGCAUACGAACGACCAGAAGGUUCACCACGACUAUCACCAGGAAGCGUUCGAGCGAAGCAUCGUGAAUGCCUUCUUCCCUCUCGUGGACAUCUCGCCCGAGCACUCCGCGACGACGUUCAUCAUCUCGGGACAAAAGAUUCAGUCCUGCGCCGCGGCAGGCGACAUGAUUCUGAUGGACAACACUGUGCGGCACUACGGCUCCCAGCACCCUGCGUCGACUAUUCGGCCGCUGAUCUACUGCUCGCUCGCCGAUCGUCGCAUCACGCGAACCCGCGAACCGGUCGGCAAGAAGACGCAUUUCUACAACUGGCACCAGUACCCGCGGCUGCCGGUGCGCGCGGAGCCGAAGCGAGAAAGAGAGCGGAAGGAGGCAGGCAGCGAAGAGCGAGCGGGAGAAGCAGGCGGCGACGGCGCAAGGACGCAGCGCCACGGCGAAGCAAAGGAAGAUGAUGCGGAGGGCGAAAAAGACCCGGAAAAGAGCCAAGUGGAAAGAGGCGUCGAGGAGACCGAAGGCGGAAGACAACCAGAAGGCGCAAGCGGGGUCGAUGGCCAGAAAGGAGCGAUGGAAGUGACAGGGGAAGCGGAUGGCGGCAAGGAGAGCAGCGGCGGCGACGAGAGGGAGAUAACGAAAGUAGAGGCAGAAACCAGCGAAGCAGGGACUGCAGGGGGUGCGAAGGAGACGCCCACCGACAGAGAGACGCCAGACGUUCCCCUUUAUCUUCAGAGAAUUCUGGCGUACCGCCGGUCGCUCGGUGUGCGUGAGUGA
Besnoitia besnoiti is the source of this 5934-nucleotide messenger RNA. RefSeq lists its product as uncharacterized. The transcript is spliced from 9 exons. The record is from RefSeq and is a predicted model, not a curated record. NCBI's taxonomy places the organism in Eukaryota, Apicomplexa, Conoidasida, Eucoccidiorida, Sarcocystidae. Bases 1 to 5934 code for a protein of 1977 amino acids.